Schistosoma turkestanicum is the source of this 3504-nucleotide messenger RNA. The record is from the annotation of a GenBank genome assembly. NCBI's taxonomy places the organism in Eukaryota, Metazoa, Platyhelminthes, Trematoda, Strigeidida, Schistosomatidae.
UUUGGAGUGGAGGGCUUCUCAAGGUUUUCCAAUACUUGAGUUGUAAUUAGUCGUUUGCUGUGUCAUCAUUCAUUUGUUAUCUAUUGCUGCUACUCCACGGGAUUUUGUUCAGUAGUAGCUCCCAUCCUACUUGUUCAUCUUGAUAUCGUUCUCGUUUGGUUGGAUCCCUACUUGUGCUGUUUAGUGGUAUAGAAACCUGCGCCGGGUCCCAAAUUGGAUGCAUGCUUUUAGUUAGGUAAUUUGUCCCAGUUUUCCAAUGUGUGUCAUUUAUUUAACUCGCAGUAAUAUUUUAGAUCAUUUUUUAUACAUAAUGACUGGCUCGGUUCUGAAUGAUCAUGUUGCGCUAACUUUCACUACCAAACGGUAUUGCACAAUCAGUAGCAACGGCUCAAAUGUAUUCACUCUAUUUCUAACCCUAGAUUUUGAUUUUCAAAAUUAAUGUGUUUUCUAUCUCAUGAAUUCGUUCUUUCAGAAUACAAAUUUUACAACUGAUACUACUACUAUUACUUCUAUUGCUUUGGUAUUUGUCGUGGUAAUUUAAUCUUGCUGUUCGGAUGUGGUGUGGUAACUUGGGCUAAUGCACAUUUGUAUCAGACUCUGUGCUGAUUACGUGCAUGCGUUUGUGUUGAGUCUAACUAGAAAACACUAAUUUCAAAUCCUGCGGCAUGCCAUGUCUUCGGGAAAGCAAUAAAAAAGUUUAUACUACUCAUUGGCUGCCAGGACAAUAAAAUCCCCGGUGUUACCUCGUCUCACUGAAUAGACUUUUCAAUCAAUAGGUAGGUGGUCAUAUAAAACAAUCCUCUAUCCGGGCUUCGGUGUCUAGUUUUAUGUCAUAUUUCUUGUUACCAAGUUGUCUUAGAUAACGUAGUCUUAUUACAAUAAAUUUCAUUUUAGUCCUUUUACAGAUUUGGUAGAUUCCUCAAGUCUAGGGAAGAUAGUUUACGAUGGCGAUGAGGUGGCUUCUUUAAGAUCGUUGUUAGAUAAACCUUCUAAAGCAGGACAUGCAAAAUUAAAAGUAUUCAUCCGGAAUCUCAAUUUACCCCCAUCACAUCCCGUACGUAAAAGUCUCUGGUCACAACUUUUAUCCACCAAAUAUUCCAUAAAUUUGCAGAUUUCAGAUUCAGAAAUCCACAGUAAUGAUACCGCAGCAGUUAGUAUUACCAGCAUUGAUGAUUCAUCAUCAUUGGCUGGUUACGAGUUUUCUAAUCAAAUGCUGUUGCCAACAUUUUUCUUAAAUACACUUGGUCAAAAUUGCUUACGGAGAAUAUUGCAUAGUAUUUUUAUUGAGCGUCCUGAGCUUGUUUAUGCUCCACAGUUAUGGCCAUUGACAGCAUUAUUUCUACAUUAUAUGCCUAUUACAGUUGUAUAUAAAUGUAUACUAACUUUAUUGGAUCAACCUGGUGUUUUGAUUCAGACAAAAUCGGACUGGAAAGAGCAUUGUUUGUCAUUAGAAGAGUUGGCCUAUUUAUGUAAUCUAUUACGAAGAGACAAUCGGAAACCUACUAUGUUGUUGGCAUCUAAAUCAAAUGAGAAAAAUGUUCGUACUGCAUGUAAAGAAGAUGGAAGACAGCUUCAGUUGGCCCGUUGGUGUUUAUUACUUUGGAAGUUACCUUUUGAGCAUCUUGUUUGUUUAAUCGAUAGCUUUUUGUUAGAAGGACCAAAAGUGUUCUAUCGUGCCAGUUUAGUCAUUCUUAAAGCCUCUUUAUCUGGAAAGUAUUCAAAACUUAAUUGUGCAACCGGCGGAAUCAAAAGGGAUAUUGAUGGUAAUUCUCCAGCGUUUAUGUAUGAUGAAGAAACAUUCAAACAUGUUCCAUUGACACCAUCGAAGUUAAUGAGAAAAAUGUUCUCAUUACAUGGUUUGAGUCGCACAAAGAUUGCUCAGGCAGUUAAGAAUGUUCAAUCUCUUCUAGUGAAUUUCGAUGUUGACAAAGAGUUAAUCCAACCGUGUAAUAAAAGUGGAAAGAAUACAUUCGCUGCUUACUUACUUGGUGAUGAUGCUGAAAAACAAAUUCAUCCAUCUGAGUGUAUAUCAAGUAACGAGUUAGCUUUAAUAAUCACAUCAGUUGAUGAUCGUAAAUUUUCUUGCUUAUUCAAACCUUAUCGAAUAUUUUCAUCUAAUAUAGAUGGUAAUAGCUUGCGUACAUUUUAUGCUAAGGCAGCAGAAGCAGAGAAUCCUGCAACAAUUCUAUUAGUACGCAGUUCAUCAAGAAAUAGUAUUAUUGGAGCUUUUUGUUCAGACAGAUGGCAACCUCGUGUUGAAUCUGUUUACUAUGGAAAUGGUUUAUGCUUUCUAUUUCGUAUUAAACCUGGUCCAUUUACUAUAUAUAGAUGGAUUGGAUCAGGUUCUGAUGAUGAAAAAAUUAUACAUUCCAUACAAUAUCAACGUUUUCAACGAGCUUCAAAUAAUGGUAUAGAACUUGGUGGCAGUGUAAGUAAUGGACCUCCAGGUUUAAGCUUGGAUAAUUGUCUCACAAUGGCUUCAAGUGGUCCAACAUUAACUUUUUCUAGUCCAUGCUUAAUUACUGAUCCAAUUGAUCUAGCACAAACAAUUCAAUGCGAAAAUGGACAAAUCGGUUGUAUGUUCAAUGUUGGAUUAGUUGAACUUAUAGGUUUUCAUGAUCUCUAAACUGUUUAAAAUUACAUAUUAAUAAUUAGAUUUGUCUUUAAUUGAUUUUACAAUAGUUUUCUAAAAUAUAAAUUUUGCUUGAUAUGUCUAUCUCUUAUGUAGUUAGUUAGGUUUUGUUAUGUAUGGUGUGAAAGAGAGAUUUAUUAUGAUUUUCUUUUGUUUUUUUUCUUAACACUCUGUAUUUGUUUAUUAUUUGUCUUUGUUAUACACUUACAAUUAAUUUAGUCUUACAAAAUACACUUGGAUUAUUUAUAAUCUAAUGUUAAGUGAAAAAAAGUCCUAGAUGAAGAACGCACAUCGUAACUAAUAAUUAUGCAUAUUUAUUUACUUAUCUCUUUUUUAAAAAAAAAUCAACAAAGCAACACUUGUAACUACUUACCAGAACUUUUACUGCUAUCGCCACUAUUUAUUUACCUUCAUUACAACCUGUCUUAUGUGCAAUUUAUUAUUAUUAUUUAUUGUCAAUCAUGUGCAAAACUCAUUUAUUUUGUUAUUUACUAUUUGUUUGUCUCUAGUCAUAUUCUCUUGCUCAAUUAUACUGAUAUAUAUAUAAUUUAAUGAUAUUUAUUCGAAUGAAGAAAACUUAUUUACUGCUUGAUAGAAAUUUAUAUUUUACAUUUUGAAUUUUUUGCACAUUCCUGUGUUUCUCACUCAUUAAAACGUCACAAUAUUAUCUAUGUAUUUGUUUUUAAUACAUUUUAAUUUUAAUAUUAUUUAGUUAUGUUAAUUAAACAAUGAAUAGUAAUUAUUUUGGUAUGUAGCUUCUUCAUAAUUAGCUAAAUGAACAUAUAUUACAGUUGUUACACCUUAAUUAUUACAGAGAAAUCGGAAGACAAAUAGAAUUCAUUUAGAAAGCAAAUAAAUGUCUUUACAUUGUA